UUCAUCGCCUCCAGCAAGCAGAGUCUGGACGAGUACAAGAGGCUCAUGUCGCUCGGGAAGGUCUACGGCGUGGAGUCCUACGUCCUGUCUCCCUCGGAGACCAAGGACCUGUACCCGCUGAUGAACGUGGAUGACCUGUAUGGCACGCUAUAUGUCCCUAAGGAUGGCACCAUGGAUCCUGCUGGCACCUGCUCAACUCUUGCCAGAGCAGCAACCGCCAGAGGCGCUGCGAUUAUAGAGAAUUGCCCAGUGACUGGCAUCCAGGUCAAAGUUGAUGAUUUGGGUGUGAAGAGGGUGUCUGCGGUGGAGACACCCUAUGGGACUAUACAGACUCCUUGCGUGGUGAACUGUGCAGGUGUGUGGGCCCGAGCCCUGGGCCAGAUGGCUGGCGUUCACGUGCCGCUGGUUGCGAUGCAUCACGCCUAUGUGGUGACGGAGCGCAUCGAGGGCAUUCAGAACAUGCCAAACGUUCGAGAUCACGACGCCUCAGUGUAUCUCCGUCUCCAAGGCGAUGCCCUUUCCGUGGGUGGAUAUGAGUCAAAUCCAAUAUUCUGGGAGGAGGUAUCUGAAAAAUUUGCUUUUGGUCUCUUUGAUCUGGACUGGGAUGUUUUCAUGCAACACAUUGAAGGUGCUGUCAACAGAGUCCCAGUGCUGGAGAAAACGGGAAUUAAAUCCACCGUGUGUGGGCCAGAGUCGUUCACAGCCGACCACAAGCCACUCAUGGGCGAAGCCCCAGAAGUCCGAGGCUUCUUCCUCGGCUGUGGCUUCAACAGUGCUGGAAUGAUGCUUGGAGGUGGCUGUGGGAGGGAACUGGCUCACUGGGUCAUCCAUGGGCGUCCAGAAAAGGACAUGUACAGCUAUGACAUCAGGCGCUUUCCCCACUCUCUCACUGACAACAAUCGCUGGCUGCGCGAGCGAAGCCAUGAGUCCUACGCCAAGAACUACUCCGUGGUCUUCCCCUAUGACGAGCCCCUGGCAGGACGCAACAUGAGGAAAGACCCCCUGCAUGAGGAGCUGCUGCAACAAGGCUGUGUUUUCCAGGAGAGGCAUGGCUGGGAGAGGCCUGGCUGGUUCAACCCCAAGGGAGCAGCUCCGGUCCUGGAUUACGACUACUAUGGGGCUUACAAGCAGCAGCGUCACGACAACUACACGUACAACCAGCUGCUGGGGGACGAGUACACCUUCGACUUCCCCCCCCAUCACCACAUUAUCAAGAAUGAAUGUCUAACGUGCAGAAAUGCCCUGGCUCUCUUUGACUUGUCUUAUUUUGGGAAAUUCUACCUGGUUGGUCCUGAAGCGACAAAAGCGGCCAACUGGCUUUUUACUGCCGAUGUUAGCAAAGCACCAGGCUCGACUGUGUACACCUGCAUGCUGAACAGGCGAGGGGGUGUGGAGAGCGACCUGACCGUCAGCCGGAUCAGCCCCGGGAGCCCAGCCUCCCCUCUGGCCCCUGCCUUCGAAGGAGACGGCUACUACCUGGCUGUCGGUGGGGCCGUGGCGCAGCACAACUGGUCACACAUCACCACGGUGCUGCAGGACAUGAAGCUGCAGUGCAAGCUCCUCGACUGCUCGGAGGAGCUGGGCAUGCUGAGCCUGCAGGGCCCACUGAGCCGCGCAGUGCUCCAGGACGUGCUCGACACUGAUCUCAGCAACGAGGCCUUCCCCUUCUCCACCCACAAGCUGGCAAAGGCGGCGGGAUGCAUGGUCCGCGCCAUGAGGUUGUCAUUCGUCGGCGAGAUGGGCUGGGAGCUGCACGUGCCCAAGGCAGACUGCGUGAGAGUCUAUCAGGCGGUGAUGAAGGCGGGCGCCCAGCAUGGCAUUACCAACGCUGGCUACAGAGCCAUUGACAGCCUCAGCAUCGAGAAAGGGUAUAGACACUGGCACGCAGACCUUCGCUCUGAUGAUACCCCCCUCGAAGCAGGCUUGGCAUUCACCUGCAAGCUCAAGUCUGGCAUACCCUUCCUGGGACGGGAGGCUGUGGAAGCCCAGAAAGCCACCGGGAUCUCCCGUCGCCUUGUCUGCUUUACCACUGACGAGAAGGUGCCGAUGUUUGGCCUGGAGGCCAUCUGGCGGGACGGUGAGGUGGUCGGCCACAUCCGUCGGGCAGACUUUGGAUUUGCCAUCAACAAAACCAUUGCAUAUGGCUACAUCCACAACCCUGCUGGGGGACCAGUCUCGCUGGAUUUUGUGAAGAGCGGCAGCUACGAGCUGGAGCGGAUGGGAGUUACCUACCCGGCCCAAGCGCACACCAAGUCCCCAUUCGAUCCGGACAACAAGCGAGUGAGGGGCAUAUACUGAGCCACUGGCGGCGGGGGCGUGGCCGCAA
Molecule: messenger RNA, 2326 nt
Organism: Struthio camelus australis
Lineage: Eukaryota; Metazoa; Chordata; Aves; Struthioniformes; Struthionidae
Source: RefSeq, a predicted model, not a curated record